Molecule: messenger RNA, 743 nt
Organism: Hibiscus syriacus
Lineage: Eukaryota; Viridiplantae; Streptophyta; Magnoliopsida; Malvales; Malvaceae
Exons: 2
Coding region: 83-460 (125 amino acids)
Source: RefSeq, a predicted model, not a curated record
CAGAAACUCAUAAGCGAGGUGAAUCACUACAAUUCUCUUCAAACGAACCGAAGUAGGCAAAAUCCUUUUCUUCCUUCUCGGAAUGGUUGGGUUUCUCUUUCGCCAAUUUUUGCAACAUCGAUCCCGAAUCAUACUGGGACGUUUGCUUAGAGAUCUGAGAGUUAGAAUGGCCGGGAGGCGACGGCGUAAUAGGCGUGUGUUGGAAUCAUUAGAAGCAUGGGAAGCUGCUGCGGUGGUGAUGGAGGAGCGAAAUCGAAAUAUUAGGGAGGAGUUGAGGCGACAGUUUGCACUCAAUUCCCUUGCUAAUCUGUUGGUCCACGAUCGUCUCGUUGAGGUGGAAAAUGACCCCUUGAUGAGGGACGCUUUCCGAAGAACUAACGGUCAGGAUCUCAAUCUACAGGAAAUUUUCUGUAUCAACCCACCUCAACCUUUCCUGGGACAUCGACGGCGCCGCCGAUGAUCGCCGUUGGUAGCUGUGACUUGUGAUCGUUGGGUAAUCUAGGUGGUGGGCCAAGGUUUUAACUAUUAGCUUCUAAAUUUGUUUUUUUUUUUUACAUUUAAAUCUUUUAACUUAUAUUUUUUUCUUAUCUAUUUUUUUGUCCUCUUGAUAAUAUAACAUUGAUGACAUUGUGUCAUGAGUGCCAUAUUAUUAAGAGGACUGAAAAUGGGUCAAAAUAUAAGUUUAAAGAUUAAUAUAAAUAAAAAAAUUGAAAUAUAAGGUGCCAUAUUAUUAAAUAUUUUAU